This is a messenger RNA of Myotis myotis, 4011 nucleotides long. It is a transcript of the gene ZNF74, whose product is annotated as zinc finger protein 74. The record is from RefSeq and is a predicted model, not a curated record. Gene Ontology annotation, biological process: negative regulation of transcription by RNA polymerase II. Gene Ontology annotation, molecular function: DNA-binding transcription repressor activity, RNA polymerase II-specific; RNA polymerase II cis-regulatory region sequence-specific DNA binding. The coding region runs from base 972 to 3104 and encodes 710 amino acids. Lineage: Eukaryota; Metazoa; Chordata; Mammalia; Chiroptera; Vespertilionidae. The transcript has 6 exons.
UUUCCCGUGGCGACCGCCGCCCUGCUCCUUUGUGGCUGUUGCUGUUGUGGGAAGCAGUCAUUUGGUCUGUUCAUCUGCCCCGGGGCCUCGCUGCUGGCCGCUCUCCACGCCCGCUGGCUCCAGCUCUGUCCUCUCGGGACCUUGCUCUUCUCAAAGAUAAUCCAGAGGAUAAAUGGGGUCAGGGUCUCCUGGAAGCCAGGUCUGAGCUACGUAACUGCACCCCAGCUACGUAACUGCACCCCAGCUACGUCACUGCACCCCAGCUACGUCACUGCACCCCAGCUACGUCACUGCACCCCAGCUACGUCACUGCACCCAGCUACGUCACUGCACCCCAGCUACGUCACUGCACCCCAGCUACGUCACUGCACCCCAGCUACGUCACUGCACCCCAGCUACGUCACUACACCCCAGCUACGUCACUACACCCCAGCUACGUCACUGCACCCCAGCUACGUCACUACACCCCAGCUACGUCACUACACCCCAGCUACGUCACUGCACCCCAGCUACGUAACUACACCCCAGCUACGGGAAAGCCAGGCGGCCGUGGCACCAGCAUCUUGAAAAAGAGCAGUUAGUCUGCUGCCUGAGGGCAGAGCUGUGGCGGCGGAGAGCUUAUUAUCUGACAGGGUGGGGUGGGGGCGGGAGCAUGAGUGUGGCGACUGUUAGGAGCCACAGCUGGAGGCUCAGGGCGGAGCCCCGGGUGGUAGAAGCCUAGGAUUUGAGGGCUGAGUACUGGUGGAGUCAUUAGGGGCAUUUGUGACACUUGGAACCAGAGUGACCGGCUUUGGAGGCGGGAUGGGCCAGGACUCAGGCCUGGGAGGGCAGGGAGCAGAGGUCAGUAGGAAGGAGGGAGGGGCAGGCAGGAAGGACAUGGAAUGGCUCCUUUGGUCUCUUAGGCUCGGAACUUGCUGAUAAGCACAGGGUUUGCUUCCUUGGGGUCAGCCUUUGGCAGUGGUGAGAUUUGCAUGGGGUUUCUGGGUUCUUUGUGUUAUUCUUUCAAGUUCUCUAAGUUUGACAUUCUUACCCAGAACUCCUCACAGCAGCUUUCUGUCCGCGUGGCAGGCACAGGGGCUGCCCAGUUAGCCGGGCCCUUUGGGUCCGGAAAGCCAGGUCCAGAUGGCGAUUCCUGGCCCAGCUGUGGUGUGUACGUGGGACUGUAUGACAGAUGGCGUCUAAGCACAACCUUCCAGGCUUGGGAGAAGGUCACCAAGGAAUCAGUGACUUUCAGGGAUGUGGCCGUAGACUUCACCCAGGAGGAGUGGGGGCAGCUGGACUCUCCUCAGAGGGCCCUGUACCGGGACGUGAUGCUGGAGAACUACCAGAACCUUCUCUCCCUGGCAGGGCCUCCGGUCUGUAAGCCAGAAGUGAUCUCCCAUCUGGAACGAGGCGAAGAGCCAUGGCAGGUGCCCAGAGAAGUCCCGGGAGGGGCUCGUCCAGAGCGGGAGCCCCGGCCUGAGGGGAAGGAGCUGUGUCAGCAGCAGGGCAGCCGCAAGGAAGAGCCAGCACCGGAGUCGGUGGUGGAGGGGCCGCCGAGGUCCUGUCUCCACGGCCUCGGUCCAGGCGCCGGGUGGGCCUGGGAGGGCCCGGCGGCCGCUCUGUCGAGAGGGGAGGCUGUGCUCUGGAGGUGCGGGCCCCCCGGCUGUGGGGAGAGUUCCACAGUGGAGCAGCGGCCGGGACACGGGGCGUCUGUGGAGGCUUUGCCCCUCGGGUGCCCCCUCUCCACCCAGCAGAGCACAGGGACUCUCAUUCCGACAGAGCGAGGGCCUCCUCACGGACGCACCGAGAACCGCCAGUCCCCGGAGGCUGCCUCCCAGCACCCGAGGCUGUCCCCCGGCCCGGGGAGAAACGGCUGCCAGGCCAGUGAACACGGGACGCCGCCCGCCCACAGGCAUCCGAGCGCGGGGGCCGGGGAGGGGCUCUUCGCGUGUGGCCAGUGCGGGAAGGCCUUCCACCAGCGCUCGGCCCUCAGCCUGCACCAGCGCUGGCACGCCCGGGAGAAGGCCUACCGGUGUAGCGAGUGCGGCAAGGCCUUCACCUGGAGGACCAACCUCCUGGAGCACCAGAGGAGCCACACCGGGGAGAAGCCCUUCCUCUGCGGCGAGUGCGGGAAGGCCUUCAGCUGCCACUCGUCGCUGAACGUGCACCACCGGACGCACACCGGCGAGCGGCCCUACAAGUGCACGGGCUGCGAGAAGGCCUUCAGCUGCAGCUCGCUGCUCAGCAUGCACCGCAGGGUGCACACCGGGGAGAAGCCCUACAAGUGCGGCGAGUGCGGGAAGGCCUUCAACCAGAGGACGCACCUGACCCGGCACCACCGCAUCCACACGGGGGAGAAGCCCUACAAGUGCGGCGAGUGCGGGAAGGCCUUCACCUGCCACUCGUCCCUGACCGUGCACGAGAAGAUCCACAACGGCGACAAGCCCUUCAAAUGCAGCGACUGCGCGAAGGCCUUCAACAACCGGUCGCGCCUCACCCUCCACCAGAGGAUCCACACGGGCGAGAAGCCCUUCACGUGCGGGGACUGCGGAAAGGGCUUCAUCUGCCACUCCUACCUGGUCGUGCACCAGCGGAUCCACAGCGGGGAGAAGCCCUUCAAGUGCAACGAGUGUGGGAAAGCCUUCAGCUCCCACUCCUACCUCAUCGUGCACCAGCGGGUACACACGGGGGAGAAGCCGUUCGACUGUAGUCGCUGCUGGAAGGCCUUCAGCUGCCAGUCGUCCCUCAUCGUGCACCAGCGGAUCCACACGGGCGAGAAGCCCUAUAAGUGCGGCCAGUGCGGCCGGGCGUUCAGCCAGAACCACUGUCUCAUUAAACAUCAGAAAACCCACUCUGGGGAGAAGCCGUUUAAAUGUAACGAGUGUGGCGAAGCGUUCAGCUGGAGCACCCACCUCGCUGAGCACCAGAGGACACACCGCGAAGAGAAGCCCUUUGCCAUCCAGCUCAACAAGCAUCUGCUGAGCACAUACUGUGUUCCCAGCGGUCUGCUGGGUGCCGGCGGCUUGGACCCCGUAAACUCCCUGGACGUGGCAGAGCUCCUGUGUGUGGUUCAGCCCUCCGCCAGCAGGAACUUGCCCCUGGGCAGCAAACCUGGGAAGUAGCCUGGUGUGCUUGUCACCUGGCCGCUUCCCUGGGGAACGGGGAGCACAGGGACUCCUGUAUGUGCCGCAGCAGACCCCUCCCAGGAGCGUCCCGCCCUCCCGGAGAAGGGAUGCCCUGUGGGGAGUGGGGUUGAUGUCCCAGGGUCCUGCUUCCUCUGGUGGGUUUGGGAGUCCACCAGGGGAUUAGGUCUUUCCUGCAGAUAAAAGGUCUGUCAAUCAUGUCCUCAGGCUCCUGGCAUGACUUAGGUCAAGAAUUUCAUCUGUGGACUGAUAUUUAGAAUAACAGGAAGAAUUUUUUAAAUCAGAAUUAUGAACAGUAGUGCCUCCAAGCAAACAUUAUUGCUGGCGAGGAGGAUGCUGUUAGAGGCGGGAGUCUGGGGACAAGCGGGUUUCCUGGACUCACCUCACAAGUGGCUCCACCCAGAGUCCUUCGCUAGAGGCCGCACCCACGUCCCCGAAGCACAGUCAGCAUCAGACGUGCCGGCCCCACGGUGGCAGGCGGAGCCCGGUGGGUCGGGGAGGGUGGGUGCAGUGUCCGGAUAGAUGGGCCUAGAAGUGCACCUUCCCCCCAGGCUGGGGCUGCCUGCCGGGCCUCCCCUCACACCAUGAGGCUCAGCUCAGCAGUGCCACCCCGAGGGAGAAGCCCCCAGACCAUCCCCACGUUCCCUGCAGGGACAGGAGGACCCGUGUUCAUCUGGAAUUAAUGUUCUUUCUACUCAGUUCUCAGCAAGUAUAAGAGGCCUUCUCCGUGAUAAUACUUGACAUUUGUAUAGAGCACUCUAGUUUAUGAAAUGCUUUUUCUUAUACUUUCUAAAUUAUGGAGGCAAGAUAACCACAUUUCAGAGAAUGUGGAAUAAAUGAGAGAAAACACCCAUAAUUCUUAAUAAAGCUGCAUUUCGCACUUUGA